AACCCGAUAAGCAUUUUCAAAAGAUUAUAUAUGUACAAGGGAAGUCCCUCCAAAAACAAAUUUUCAGACCUUUGGUGCACAGGACUAUUCAGCCAGUUUACUGAACUUCCCCAAUUGUGAAGGACUGGAGAAACGCGAGUUUCAACAUUCCUACAGACCUUUUGACCUUCUUCUUAAUAUGGAUCGCAAGUUGAAAAUCGCUCAUGAGGUGGCCCCAUGCUUACGCUCUCAUAACAACAUGCUUAAGUACCUGGAGAAGUUCCUCAAUUCGUAUAAAGGCUCAUCGAAGUUCUCACUUUCGUGGGUGACGAAAUUGGCGCAUGAUGAUACCGGACGACUUUACAAAGGGGAUAAUGACUUGUACAACUUCUUUGUCAAAAAUCGACAAGAGCUCGACGACUCAUUUGUAUUCUUUUUGGGCGAUCAUGGUCCUCGUUUUGGAAAGGAAACGAAAACCACUUUUGGAAGAAAUGAGGCAAACAAUCCAUUUUUGUACAUGACGGUUCCUAAGACGUUGAGAAAUUCAGAAAUGUUCAAAGUGCUAAAAGAGAAAGGAUAUGAGCUCAUUACUCCGCAUGACAUCCACGCAACUCUCAAAGACAUUCUCGAGGUAGGUGAAAAAUACUAUUUUAAAAUGUUGGAUUGUCACAUGAGCUUUUUGCCACCUUUCGAAUUUUCCAUAAUUUUCUAUCACCAUCAACAAAAUUUAUGAAU
This is a messenger RNA of Strongylus vulgaris, 714 nucleotides long. The record is from the annotation of a GenBank genome assembly. Lineage: Eukaryota; Metazoa; Nematoda; Chromadorea; Rhabditida; Strongylidae.